This is a messenger RNA of Pseudophryne corroboree (corroboree frog), 1645 nucleotides long. Its product is annotated as zinc finger protein 583-like. Bases 131 to 1558 code for a protein of 475 amino acids. The transcript has 6 exons. The record is from RefSeq and is a predicted model, not a curated record. Lineage: Eukaryota; Metazoa; Chordata; Amphibia; Anura; Myobatrachidae.
CCCAUUGGCCGCCGUAUUCUAUCACUCCCCUGUCCAUUGGCCGUGGCCACGCCCACUCUCCUGCUCAUAAGCCGCAGCUUCCAGUCACUGUUACACCCAGCCCCGCCCUCUCUCCGUCUCAUAGGCCGCAAUGCCCCGUCACUCAACUAUCUCCAGCUCCGCCCACAGCACGCAGCCUCCCGUCACUCAGCCAUCAUUAGCCCCGCCUACUCUCUGUCCCCGGCUCCCUGUUACGUCAUUAUCAGAGCUCAGACUCAUUCCCACAAGGCAGCAGGAGCAGAGAGCAGCCAUUGCUGUGUCUGGCAGCAGAGGUGUGAAGAAGACAUCUGGUGAGCGUGAGACACCCAGCAGCCAUGCUCAUGUGUCAGGAGGACUGAGCAGGUCCCAGAGCACCAUCAUGGUGCCUCCACCUCACUCACUGAUACAUGAGAGACACAGUGACCAGAAGAUCCAGGAACUCACCAACAAGAUCAUUCCACUGCUGACUGGAGAGGAGGAGGAGUAUAUAGAGGAACACAGGGGUCUGUAUAAGGACGUGAUGAUGGAGAAUCACCGGCCUCUCACAUCACUGGAUGGACCCAGUAACAGAGAUACCCCAGAGAGAUGUCCCCGUCCUCUGUAUUCCCAGGACUGUACAGAGGAGAAUCACAGUAUCCCACAGGAGGAUCAGGUAGAACGUCUGUCUGAUAUUAAAACAGAAGACAUAGAAGAAGAAGAAGUGACUGAUAUAAAGGAAGAAGAUAUAGAGGGAGAAGAAGAGACGUAUGUGACUGAUAUAAAGGCAGAAGAUACAGAGGGAAAAGAAGAGACGUAUGUGACUGAUAUAAAGGCAGAAGAUAUAGAGGGAGAAGAAGAGACGUAUGUGACUGAUAUAAAGGCAGAAGAUAUAGAGGGAGAAGAAGAGACGUAUGUGACUGAUAUAAAGGCAGAAGAUAUAGAGGGAGAAGAAGAGACGUAUGUGACUGUUAUAAAGGCAGAAGAUAUAGAGGGAGAAGAAGAGACGUAUGUGACUGUUAUAAAGGCAGAAGAUACAGAGGGUGAAGAAGAGACGUAUGUGACUGAUAUAAAGGCAGAAGAUAUAGAGGAAGAAGAACAGACGUAUCUGAAGGGUGAUCAGCAGUGUAAGGAGGAGGAAAUCCCUACAGAUAUCAGCACAGCAGAUGGACACACAAGCAGGAAUAUCUCAGAAGGACAUCUAAUGUUAUCCCCGGAUUGUGACAUAAAAGAUAAUGACAGUAGACAGGAUUCUCCAGGAGAUAACCCCAUUACCCCAAUUAUACAUCCAGCUCUAUCAGCUGAUCCCCCUGAUCCUGGGAAAUGUUCUCCUGAUCACUCUGAUAUUGGUGCAUCUGUUACAGCUCUGACAGUAGAUACAGUGUUUCCCUGUUCUAUAGAUGCCAAAUGUUUUACACAGAACACAAAGCGUAUUAACCCACAGACAGGUAAGGCAAGUGAAAGGCCACUGAUCUGUUCUGAGUGUGGGAAAUGUUUUACAUACAAAUCACAUCUUGUUAUACAUCAGAGAAGUCACACAGGUGAGAGGCCACUGACGUUCUGAGUGUGGGAAAUGUUUUGCACGGAAAUCACAUCUUGUUAUGCAUCAGAGAAGUCACACAGGUGAGAAGCCGUUUCCAUGUUCUGAGUG